UUUUUAUUUUUCUAAUUUUAUUUUAAUCUUGAAUCAUUUUAUUUUUAAAAUUAAAUCAAGGUUUCUAUAGCUUCAUUGCAUUCUUAUUUUAUUACUUCGUCUGGGGUUGACUUUAGGCUUCUCCCCCUAAACAUAUAUAUAUAUAUAUAUACAGUUACACACCUACAUACAUACAAAUCAUUGUCAUGAUCAUCUUGUUAACUUACAAUUAGGGUUUAGAGAUUAAUUACUUUGCAAAUUCUUGAGUUUAACUAGGACCAUCGGUAGUAAUAUUGUUCUAGUCGUAUUGUUUCUCUUGCCGUCGUCGUAUAUAAUAUGUCUUCUCAGCCGAAUCAUCAGACUUCAAUAUCCAGUUUUCUCCAUGAUCGCUUGCAUAUCCCUGCAGAAACAAUCAUUGAGAAGGAGUCCGCAGAGAAGGACACUUGUCAAUCACAAAGAAAAAGGAAGGAACCAGUUUUGAAUGAUGGAGGCUCCUCAAGUGGUGCAGCAGCAAAGAAACUAGACCAUAACGCCAAGGAGCGUCUUAGGAGGAUGAGACUUCAUGCCUCUUACCUCACUCUCGGCACUCUUCUUCCUGAUCACUCUUCUUCUUCCAAGAAGAAAUGGUCUGCACCGUCUAUCAUCGAUAAUGCAAUAACUUACAUUCCCAAGCUGCAAAAUGAAGUUGGAGAGCUAACUCUAAGAAAGCAGAAGCUUGCGGAAUUAGAGAGACGAGUUCCUUCCAUUCGAGCAAUCUCGGUUCUUGAAUUAGGGGAGUCAGGUUAUGAGGCUGUUGUACAGAUUUGCUUGAAGAAGGAAAACGAAGACGAGUUCUCGAACCUCCUUCAUGUGAUGGAGGUGCAAGGUUUGAGUAUUUUAAGUGCUUCUACUUCUCUAGUUUGCCGAGAGCAAAGGGUGGUUUGCUACAACUUUCAUGUCAAGAUGGAUGAGAAGCCAUGUGAAGGUGAUGACUACAUCAAAUUGUUAAAGAAGAACAUCAUUUCUUCGCUUCGUGACAACACAAAAUGCAAAUGAUCAAUAUAAUGAGGUAAUAGAAUUAAUGGAAUAUCUUUGAUGAUGCAAAUCACAAUUGUCAUUCCUCUUCUUGCUAUAGAUCAUGUUUGGUUCUUGUGUUUGAAAUCUCAUAUCAACCGUAUUUAGAAUUUAGAAGUUAUUUUUAUCUCCUUAUGCUAAAAGAACCUUAUUACUAUGCCUCAAGAUCACGAGUUUGGAUAUGCUUUGGUCUCUCUCGGAUCCGAGAUUAAUAUGGACGAAAGGCCAUAACUUCUUGUAAUCCAAAAAGAAAAUUUCUUUGUAAUAGUAGCUAGAACCCCAGUUUUGAUUAUUUUA
This is a messenger RNA of Camelina sativa (false flax), 1329 nucleotides long. Its product is annotated as transcription factor bHLH160-like. Gene Ontology annotation, molecular function: RNA polymerase II transcription regulatory region sequence-specific DNA binding; DNA-binding transcription factor activity, RNA polymerase II-specific; protein dimerization activity. Gene Ontology annotation, cellular component: RNA polymerase II transcription regulator complex. NCBI's taxonomy places the organism in Eukaryota, Viridiplantae, Streptophyta, Magnoliopsida, Brassicales, Brassicaceae. Gene Ontology annotation, biological process: regulation of transcription by RNA polymerase II. The record is from RefSeq and is a predicted model, not a curated record.